Seminavis robusta is the source of this 4148-nucleotide messenger RNA. Lineage: Eukaryota; Bacillariophyta; Bacillariophyceae; Naviculales; Naviculaceae. The record is from the annotation of a GenBank genome assembly.
CUUUGGCGAUCAAAGAGAGGGCAUCGCGCGCACAUUUUGAGAGCUUUCGUGAAAUCACGACGGUGAUUACGAGGAGCACAGGCCGAAGGGUGGAAUCAGCGACAAUGGCGAUGCAUCACGCCAAAAAAUGUGAUUCGAUUCGACCAGAGAUUUCUAUGUAGACUAUCUCCCACCAAUCAGUCAACGCCUGGGUGUUGGUGUUGGUUUUACCACCGCAGUGCUGGCUAUCUUUACUAUUGUACUGCACGCAGCCUUGUCUCUAGAAAUCUCUUGCAAGUAAUAGAAUCGGAUCUACUACAGGGAACAACAAAAGCGAAACGUCGUCUCGUUGCUGCUUACUCGAGUCUACGUUCAGUAUAGUUUGUUUGGAUCGUCAUAGAUAGAUAGCCAAGCCCAGUCUGCAACUUUUCUUUUUGUGUCCUUCGUUGGUUUGUGAAAUGGCGUCUCUUUCCAUAGCGAGCAAUGCUAGUCCAAAACUGGUAGAGCAUUGUUUGCGGGAGUUCAUCCAGUAUCUCAAGUCGGUCCAAGCAGAACAACUGACGGGAGGAGGCAACGACAAUGCGACCCUUACAACGGCCACAACAAGCGCUUGUGGGAGUGGCUGGGACCAGAGCGUACACAACAACAGUUGUGACCCAGGCAACAACAGUAAGACCCCAUCGUGGGACAAAAAGGCCAUUCACAGUUACAUCAAGCGGCUCAAACACUACGGCAAUCUACUCAAGAAAUACAUCAAUCGAUUCCCAAACGAGUCGGAGAAUCAACUAGCCACACAAAUCAUUGGCGCCAUAUCACAAGCCAUUCAAGACAGUCAGGAUCACGCAGGAGUCGAUGUCGUCAGCCGCAGUGUCGGUCCGCUCUUGGAAUUGGCCGUGUCCUUGUGGCGGACCGUACAAGUCAUUGAUCUCGAACGACUGAUUGAGCUACUCGAAAAGAACCGUUUGGCGGGGGAUGCCAUGGAAGGACACGAGGUCAUCUUGUUGUGUGGUGCUGCGGGGUGUGGCAAAACGACAACCUUGCACUAUUUGGCGGGAACCGUCUUUGACGAAAUCGAGGUGGACGGAUUCCUGCACAUGCAACCCAAAAGUGUCGCCGAUCCAAUAUUAGCGUCAUACGAAACGUCCAGUGGACGAGAGACUGUCACACGGACCUUGCAAACGGCACAGAUUGAAUAUCGCGGACAAACGUUGGUCUUGUGCGAUACACCAAGUCUGGUCGAUGCCGAAGGUCCGGAAGAAGAUAUCGCUCAUGGGUUGGGGAUUGCACGAGCCAUUCAAAAAGCACGGUCCGUGCGACCCGUACUGGUCGUGAGUCGCGACGGGAUGGGUGUUCGCGGGCGGUUCAGUGCCUUUUCCGAGACACUCUCGAGCAUUGCCAAUCUCAUGAAUGGUCCCGAAGGAGGCAAGGUCGAUUUCCGACCCUUCCACUUUGUCUUUACCAAGUACGAUGCCAAAAAGCACAAGACCGCCAUUAGCAAACAGUUCCAAGCGGUUUGGAAACAGCCUCACGCCGAACCAGGAAAGGUACAAAUGGUUCGGUCCUGUGUCGAUUGCAUCAUUCAAGAUACCACACCGACGGCCAAGAUUGUCACACCCUUGGAACAACAACCUGCGCAGUUGCUCGAGACAAUACUGAAUAAUCGGCAUCAUCUGCACAAACCGGUCAUGGACAAUCCGGCCGAAUCAUUUCAUCACUUUGCCAGUACAGAAGCUUUGGAAAAACUGGAUGUACAACUGCAAAUAUGUUUGGGCGAUAUGACACAAACACUGAUGCGGAAUGAUUAUGGCACGGCGCUGUACCGACUGAAACAAAUGAAGCAACUCGCAGAGCUUUUGCCGGAAGCCGGAGAAUAUGCCAAGUUGGGAGUUUCGGGCAUGUUGCGACAUGCCACCGUCUUGCAAGAACAAACCGCCGAAGCACUGCGGCGAGAAGAGUUCGAUGAUGUCAUUGACAAGCUACGAUUCCUCUACAAAUUCACUAGGGAGGUGCCGGAAGCCAUAUCGAGUGCGCAAGCUGGCCUCGAAAUGGCCGUACAACAAGUCAUUGCACCGCGAGAGAGCAUCUUACACACACUGGAAGAGAUCAGAACGGCGGUGGAUAGUACGCAGUUCAGUAUUUUGCUCAAACAACUCAAGGCGGACAUCCAAGCCGUUAUUCGGGGUGAACAGCUGCGCCUGGAAAUCAGAAGUAUCCAAGAGCGGAUACUCUGCAGCGACCCUUCCGACGGAGGAUCAAGUUCCGAAUUGAUGAAUGUCCCCUGCAUGCCACAACGGAAUGGCGACAGUUUCUGUGAAGAUCAGAUUGGGUCACUGACGGAAUUGCUCCUAACAGACAUUCCCGACUUUCAGGUGGAUUGGCGGCACAACAUGGAUGGAUUGGUUAACAAUCGGUCAGCAUUUCUCUUGGCACUUGCGAGACUCAAAGAAGUUAGCACGGUGCUAAAAGAUUCGCCCGGGGGAGCCAAAGCGGCAGAAGUCUGCGAACAAGCCUAUUCCAAGUUUUAUGGCGUUGUGGAUCAUGUCCUGUCACGAGAAGAUCAGACUUGUCGAUCGUCUCAAGACUUGAAAGUCUUUGAGCAUCAGGCGUGGUUCCUGACCCUUCUCAAAGAAGCUAGUGAGGUGUACGAGAACAGCCCCGAGGGAGCUCGAUCGUAUUUGCUGUACCAACAAGCGUUUCAUAAGUUCUAUGGGGUUGUGGAACACGUACUGUCCAAUGCCGAAAAGAACUUUCUUGCGUCCUCAAACGAUUUGGAAGCCUUUGAACGACAAGCCAGAUUCUUGGCGCUACUAAGAGAUGUGAGCGAAGCUCUGCAAAACAGCCCCGGCAGUGCUCGAGCUUCCUCGGUAUACGAGCAAGCCUUUACACUGUUCUACGCCGUUGUGGCAAGCGUCCUGUCGGAAGCCGAAAAGUCGUUCCAAUCCAAAGAUCGAGAUUUGGCUGCAUUGGAACGGCAAGCCCGGUUUCUGGCGCUUCUCAAAAACGUUAAUGCCAUCCUCCAAAAUAGCCCCGGCAGCGAAAGAGCAGCUUCGGCAUACAAGCACGCAUUUGGUCAGUUCAAUUCACUGAUAAGCAGUAUGCUCGCGGAUGUCGAGGAAGAAUACCUGUCAGAUGUUCAAGAUUGGGAAGCACUGGAGAGCAUCUGUUGGUUCUUGGCUUUGCUGAUACAGGGGAAACUCAAGUACAAGCCUGAAGUCGGAACCGAAGAAGAGAAACAAAUCAAGUCCCUGGAACAACGUCUUCUUACCCUUAUGCUGCGAACAGAAUUGGAGGUGACCGACACAAUGAAACUGAUACAAAGUAAAAAGAUCUUGAGCUUUGUCAAGACGAACGCUGAUUCCAAAGAAGAAAUCAUGACGGAAAUCCAGUUUCUGAACCUGACAGAACUCAAUGCAAGACGGAAACUGUUGGUUUCGGUGGUGGACAAGCCCAAAGUUCGCAAACUGCUCCCUAGCAAGAUUGUCCCCGACGAGAUCAUUGCUUCCUUGUCCCAUUUGGAUAAACAGCUGGCCAAGUUCUUUUCAGGCCAAGUUCUUACUGCGGUUCAGGAGUACAACAUGGUUGUCGAGCUGCAAAAGAAGGGGAAGAAGCUACUUGUGACGAGGCAAAUUGCUGUGGCACUCCGCAACAACAUUGUCAUGGCAAAAGAAGACUUUACAACGGUUCGGGGUUGGUCGAAAGAGCUGGCAGUAAAGACCGAAUCCAACUGGCGCAGACUGGGCGCAUUGAAGAAGUGUGUCGACCUGGGGAUUACCAAGUUGGACAAGAUGAUUGCCAAAGAGCGCGGUGGAUAUGACUUUAGCUGUGGGGCCCUUAGCUCCCUUCCAGAGCCCACGUUUCUGUCAUUUUGUCGAUCAUCAUUAUAGCCUACGUACCUGGGAAUGAGGCAUCACACUCAGGAAGCAUAAUAUCUCAAUUGAUGCCUCCACUCCAUUCAGCCAGCCAUGCAUGCCAUUGAACUGCAGACGGUAGGGAUCACCACAGGGAUGGGGAUUGAUUCCUGUGACCUGCCGAAGAGUUUCUCAGUUCAGAGAAGGAACGGAUUCACUAGCUAGUGCUCGAGAACGAUGAAUGUAAAACUAAUAGAUCCAAUUCAGAAACUAGGUGUAGAAUAGCUAUACGAAAGAUGUAGAGUAGUUGCCCGAACAAAC